AUUUUCUCCUCCAUGUAUAUUUAGAUCAUACUAACCGAACCAAGUAAAUCAUGUAUUCUCGUUCUUUCUUUUUUAAUUCUUUUUUUUUAGUUGUUUAUUCCCUUCCUUUUGAGUACCAAACUAUCAAGAAACUAUUGUUGCUUUGUCUCAUUGUACAACUCCCAUCAACCUCUUAUCAUUUCAUUUUGUAAAGAGAGCUACCUAAGGUAGCCCACAACUUUUUCUUAUUUAUGGUACCUCCAUUUUACAUACACUUCCACAUCCCAUUCCAGGACAAACCAAGACAUUCCCUUUUUUCCCAAAAUCCCUUUAUAUAAUUAACUGCAUUAUUUUGUUCAAAUACCCGCACAUUAUGUUAGCAGUAACACAAUCUUGUUUGCUCUUCCAAAGAAGGGUUAUUGUGAUGGCUCUAUUCCUUUCCCUUUUCUUAGUUCUCUUGUUCCCUUCAAGCAAUGCUCAGGGUCCCCCUUCUCCUGGCUACUACCCUAGUUCGAGAUAUGCUUCUGUAGGGUUUAAUCAAGGAUUCAGGAACCUUUGGGGUCCUCAAAAUCAAAGAGUCGACCAAGGCGCCUUAACAAUCUGGCUCGAUAGAAACUCAGGAAGCGGGUUCAAGUCACUCAAUCGAUAUCGUUCGGGUUAUUUUGCCGCUUCCAUCAAGCUCCAACCCGGUUACACUGCCGGAGUCAUUACAUCUUUUUAUCUUUCAAAUGAUCAAGAUUACCCGGGGUACCAUGAUGAAAUCGACAUAGAAUUCCUGGGAACAACGCCGGAUAAACCUUAUACUUUGCAAACCAAUGUCUACAUGAAAGGGAGCGGGGACGGAAACGUCAUCGGACGGGAGAUGAAGUUUCAUCUCUGGUUUGACCCCACGAAAGCCUUCCACAACUACGCCAUUCUGUGGAACCCUAAUGAAAUCAUAUUUUUUGUCGACGAUGUGCCAAUCAGAAGAUACCCAAGAAAAAGUGAUGCAACAUUUCCCGCAAGGCCUAUGUGGGUGUAUGGUUCCAUUUGGGAUGCAUCGUCUUGGGCUACCGAACAAGGAAGGUACAAAGCUGAUUAUAGGUUCCAGCCAUUUGUAGGGAGGUACAACAAUUUCAAGAUCGGUGGUUGUAAUGCCAACAGCGGCGGCGCCGCCUCUUGCUGGGGUCCCUCCGGUGCCCCGCCGGGCUCUAGGGGGCUGAGCAGCCAGCAAUAUGCCGCCAUGACCUGGGUUCAGAGGAACUACAAGGUGUACGAUUAUUGUCAGGAUCCGAAGAGAGACCAUACUCACACUCCCGAGUGUUGAGAGAUUAUAAUCACGAGAUUUCAUUUUCAGAUAUGGGGCACCCUACACAAUAUACAAAGGAAUGUUACAAAGACAACGUUUAUACGAGGGAAAAAAUAGGUGAGUUUAUUAUAUUCAACCAAUAAUAAUAGUUUGUGAAGCCAAAAUUUGAUGAGAUGGAGUGAUUUGGGAUGGGGGUGCAUGUCUCUUUAAGAAGGGUUUUCAAAAGAGUAGUUGAAGCGUCCAAAGCUCCAAUAUCAAUUUGUGAAUUUGUGUCCACUUUGUUUUAAUUAUUCAUUUGUGAUAAUAAUAUUAAUGAUGAUGAAAGUGUCUCUUGAAUAUUCUUCUUCAAUAAUAAUGAUGAAAAUGUCACCAGACAAUAUACAUUCUCUUUUUGGUAGUAGGUGGAUAAUAAUAUGAUGAGGGUAGUGGUCACCAUGCAUAUAUACAAAUAUACAAUUAUUGAAGUAAGAUUGCAAUAUGAAUAGCGGAAUGGAUAAUGUGCCACUUUUUGAAAUAACGAUCACUACAUAUAAGAUUUAACCCACAUAAAGUCAUAAAAUAUGAUAAUAGUAGUACUAAAAUUUCAGAUGCGAGGAGUAUAAUAUUAUAUGUGCGUGGGGCAAAUUUGAAUCCUUUACGAUCACACCACUUAAGUAAGAAGACGAUCAAUGAAAGUUGAUCCCAUUUUAAAAGAAGAAGGAGAAGCAAAGGUACGGCUUGCAAACUUGCAAUAAGUAUAUACGUACGGUUUCAGGGGACAUAUAUCAUCAAUUAAUGAACAUCAAAUUUCUCAAAAGGCCGGACCCAAAAUUCGCUGUAUCUCGUAUAGAUAUAGAUUAAAUCGAUAUGAUGAUUGAUUUUUUCUUCAUUUUUGACUUAAAGCAUAAGGGCCAUUGAGCACAAGAGUCAGCAAUUUAAACUUGGUUUUCUUAUACCUUACAUCCAUGAAUAUUUUGGUGACGACUUACACAGUUAGUUUGAUCUGGUUAUAGAGACAAGAAACAGUUACACCUGACCUAAUUAAUGUAUGUUUGAAAUAGCCAAAGAUCCAGCGGCUCACCUCAUCAUCAGCUUCCAUUUCUAGAACGACCAUGUUUGUGGUCAACUCAAGGUUUUUUUUUUAAUGCAUAAUUUCUGGCACCCGGUGC
This is a messenger RNA of Oldenlandia corymbosa var. corymbosa, 2415 nucleotides long. Lineage: Eukaryota; Viridiplantae; Streptophyta; Magnoliopsida; Gentianales; Rubiaceae. The record is from the annotation of a GenBank genome assembly.